ACAGAAGAGGAGACAGUCUCAGGGAGGCCCGGCUGCAUGAUCGGGUGACACACACAGGGAGUGUGGAGCUGGCCGGUGGCGGGGAGCUUUAAGGUGGCCACCCAGGAGAGGAACCCCCAGAGAGCCCAGAUGAGGCUGCGGAGGCAGAAGAAGGGCGUGGUCCCCUUCCUGGGGGAUUUUCUGACUGAGUUACAAAGGUUGCAUUCGGCCAUCCCGGACGAUCUGGAUGGCAACACCAACAAGAGGAGGAAGGAGGUCCGUGUUCUGCAGGAAAUGCAGCUGCUCCAAGUGGCUGCCAUAAAUUACAGGCUUCGGCCUCUGGAGAAAUUUGUCACCUGUUUUUCAAGAAUGGAGCAGCUCAGU
This is a messenger RNA of Piliocolobus tephrosceles (Ugandan red Colobus), 363 nucleotides long. RefSeq names its product ral-GDS-related protein-like. The transcript has 5 exons. Gene Ontology annotation, molecular function: guanyl-nucleotide exchange factor activity. Gene Ontology annotation, biological process: small GTPase-mediated signal transduction. The annotation marks the transcript as partial. The record is from RefSeq and is a predicted model, not a curated record. Lineage: Eukaryota; Metazoa; Chordata; Mammalia; Primates; Cercopithecidae.